Pyricularia pennisetigena is the source of this 2304-nucleotide messenger RNA. RefSeq lists its product as uncharacterized. Bases 1 to 2304 code for a protein of 767 amino acids. NCBI's taxonomy places the organism in Eukaryota, Fungi, Ascomycota, Sordariomycetes, Magnaporthales, Pyriculariaceae. The record is from RefSeq and is a predicted model, not a curated record. The transcript is spliced from 2 exons.
AUGGACGCCGACACGUCUCAAGACAACUCCCCUGCCACCAUGCAGGCGCGCGCUCUCGCACAUAUCCGGGAGGCUCGAUUAAAACAGGACCAGGAAUUGAAGGAAGAGCUCGAGAGCAAAAGGGCCCCGCUCAUCAGAAAAGUGCUUGACAUUUACCAGGAGCGUAACCGUUACGAGGAGAGGUUACGCGCUCUGAUGAAAGAGGCUGAUCUCACUCACCUCGAUGUUGAGAGGAUAGAGCGUAAUCACGACGAGAAACUAAACAGGAUUGCAAAGGAGCGGAGGGAGGAGAAUGAGUCUCGAAGGAACUUCUUCCGUACUCAGCUCGGCGAUGCUGCGGAUAUCUGGAUCUCCGACGAGGUCAUGAGUACAUGCAAUCCCGCUACGAGUCGGCCGACCAACGGCACCAAGGCACACCUUGGGAAUACUAUGGACGUUGACCAACCCCAGUCUCCAGUGCACAAGGUGGCCAUGAGGACUAAGUUGCCCUCAUCAUCCAACAAAGGCAAUGCGAAUGGGACUCACAACGCAGCCGCCGAUGCGAAAUCGGGCAAGCUGCCUGUUCUAGCUCCGGCCCCCAUACCGACCAUCGAGGAGCCGCCAGAGGAGCGCGUCGGCCGCUCAACCGAGCCGGCGGUCAACAGCAGAGGUGGUUUUACUCCAGUCAACGUCCGUUCCGUCGCCAACACCCCCAGCCGCGACGUAUCUACCACCCGAUCCGAAACCGCCACAACCGGCGCCAAGCCGCCACGACGCUCGCUGCCAGAGGGCCGACUGUCCAGCGCUAAGGCCGUGUCCCCGUUCAGCCGGCGGGUGGCAAAGUCUCCCGUCCCUAGCGAUGUCGGGACGCCCCGUGGUGGGGAGUCGGAUGAUGGAGUCGACGUCGAUAUGGAUUUGCCCGAGAUCACCCGGGCGACUCUAUCGCUCGAGCACGAUGGCAACGUCUACACAGCUCCUGAGCUGAUGGUGGGUGUGCCGUUGCGUCGAAUUGACGAGACCGAUGAGUACUGGGAACCAUCUUGGAAGCCGAUGAAGGAGAAAUUCGAGGAGCAGUUCCACAACUUUGAGAUCAAACACGCUGCACUCAAGGCCGGCGACUUCAGCAGCUUGGGUGACGAGGAUGACAUCAAGCCGUCGACCAGGAAGAACACCCAGAUGCAGAUCGGGCGGCAGGUCAACCGCGGUCGGCAGUUGAUGGAGUUCUUCAAGGAUGACACCCACAUCAACCCAUACCAGCUCGUAUCUAAGCGUUUUAUCACCGCAGGCUUCUGCAACUACGACACUAUCUUCCGUCUCGUCUCGACACUGGACGAGCUAAAAAAGUUUCCCCUAGACGUAACGCCCCUCGAGUGGAUCCGACAACGUCUAUGGGAGAUUUACAGCGAAGACAAACUCGGUUUCCAACUAAACAAGAUUGUGCACAACUUCUACCGAGACGCAAAAUUGUCGGCCUUGCGAUCCAAGGCCGGCUUCGGCAACAUUGGCAGGCCGUUCGGUGGCGGCAGGCCAAGGAAGUCACUUAACAGCGGCGGCGACGGAAGCGAGCGAGACACACCUGCGAAGAGAGGCCGCACUAAGCGCAAGGAGCCUCAUGGUGUUGCCGCUCAGAACAGGCACUCUCCUGCAGACCUUCAAGUCGAUAGCCGGCGGGCGAGCGAGUCUGGCGACAGUGCCGCACACGAUGUUCAGUCUCAUCAGGGGCAGAAUGGACACGACUCGACGAUGCAGCCGCAGACCAAGACUGAACUCAGUUCCCCACCAAGCACUAAGCGUCUCCGCCUGGAAGAACCCGAUGAUGAGCCAAGCAAGUCAGAUUUGGAGUACGACGGAUACACCACCACCGAGGAUCUCAUCGAUGACAAGCUUCUCCCGACAGAUUGGGAGGUUGAAGAGGUCAAGUCAGCCGAGCGUACCACCACUACCGAUGCUAGCACCUAUUGGCACUGGGUGGAAGCAGACGAUGAUACGGAAAAGCCGUAUAUGGAGCACCAGGUUCUUGCCGGAACAAAUCCCACUGUCUGGAGCUGCUACAAAGGGUUCGAUUUUAAUUUACGACCAGAGGAGCUCAAGGAGGUUCUAUUUGCACCCGGCUCGAACUACGUAGUCAUCAACAAGCGCAACGAGGUCAAAGGCGGUGACGGUGAUCUGGUUGCGCAAUUUCCUCGCCAGAGGACGAGGAAACGAUUCAUAAAGUUCCUCAAAGACCGCGGUGUCAAGAUUGUCAAGACUGACAGCGAAACCGUAAUUUCCACGUGGAAGUCUAUCAAGCCGAGACUAGGCCCGGAGGGUCCCCUCGACGAUUAA